AUGUCGAAUAGAAUUGGGAAAACCGGACUGGGAUUUGCGCGCGCGUGGCACCACGUCGACCUGGCUCAGGAUACAAGAACUUUGGGUCGGUUGGCGUCGCAGAUCGCCAUCACUUUGAUGGGGAAACAUAAGCCCAUCACCCACGAAACACAGGACGCUGGCGACUACGUGGUGGUGUCGAACGCCCAGUUUUUGCGUGUGACAGGAAACAAGAUGCAUGACAAGACGUACUGGAGCCAUAGUUUCCGGCCAGGAUCUGGAACGGCCACGCCAAUGAACAGAGUCGUCAGAGACUAUGGUUAUUCCGAAGUGAUUAAAAGAGCCGUCAGCAAAAUGUUACCGAAAAACAAACACAGAUGGACAAGACUCAACAGACUCAAGGUAUACGACGGGUCCGAACACCCAUACAAACAGAACUUGGUGGCAUUUGCCGAUCAACAUAGCCAGGUGCUGGAAAAAGUGAAGAGUCUCGAAGACAGAACCCGGCAGUUGCAGGAGUACGAGGCCAAACUCAACGGCAGAAAAAUCUAA
Molecule: messenger RNA, 531 nt
Organism: Ogataea philodendri
Lineage: Eukaryota; Fungi; Ascomycota; Pichiomycetes; Pichiales; Pichiaceae
Exons: 1
Coding region: 1-531 (176 amino acids)
Biological process (GO): negative regulation of translation; translation
Cellular component (GO): ribosome; mitochondrial large ribosomal subunit
Molecular function (GO): mRNA binding; structural constituent of ribosome
Source: RefSeq, a predicted model, not a curated record